This is a messenger RNA of Neurospora tetraspora, 2019 nucleotides long. Its product is annotated as heterokaryon incompatibility protein-domain-containing protein. Bases 1 to 2019 code for a protein of 672 amino acids. The transcript has 3 exons. The record is from RefSeq and is a predicted model, not a curated record. NCBI's taxonomy places the organism in Eukaryota, Fungi, Ascomycota, Sordariomycetes, Sordariales, Sordariaceae.
AUGUCGACUUCUUGGCCAUCUCUCCGUGAUGCAACAUCAUCUCUGCUCAAGGGCGCUGGCACGACUGCCCAGGUAGCAACAUACGUUGGCUGCUCGCAUCACGAAAACACUCGACGAGUCACUAUACCUGGUUCCUCGAACCCCGAUGUCCAGAUAACCAUCACGGUGCUGACUCUGGAAAACAUUUCCACCCGCGACCUACUUGAUGCUCGCGAGCCAGAUCCGACCACUGGCCUGUUCAGGCGCCAAUGCCGAUACUGUCGACUCUUGUGUGACAUCUUUGACGCCUUCUUCAUCGACGAGUACAUGAGCUGGAUUACCGAGACACGGAACAAGAUGCCCAUCUCCGUAGGGCUAAUGAUUUGCGAGGGCAAGCCUCUCGUUGUCAACUGUUGGGGCUUCACCUAUGACCGACACACUCUUUUCUCUCGCGUCGACCUAGAGUUGUAUCCCGACCCGACCGCCGCUUUGGUCCCUAGCCCUACCUCCGGCAACAUCCCAACAAUGGGUCCUACCGGGCACAGAGCGGAAACGGUCGCCUCCGGUGCCUGCUUCGAGUUCAUCCGAGAGUGCGUGGCACAGUGCUGUAUUGAGCACCAGAAUAGCCAAUGCCAACCUAGAGACAUCGGUUUUGUCCCAACUCGACUUCUCUACAUAGGGAAAGACAACAAUGACCUCCGCCUUCGUAUGGGGCUUCCUCCUACAGAGGAUAUUAGAUGGGCUGCUUUGAGCCAUUGUUGGGGUGGUGGUGCCCCCUUCAAGCUCCUUCAGGGGAACCUUAUGACCCUACUGGAAAAGGUGGAGAUAUCCGACCUUCCUCCAACCUUCUGUGACGGAAUCCGUGUUGCUCGCGAGUUGGGACUCCAACACAUAUGGAUAGACUCCCUAUGUAUCAUCCAGGACAACAAGACGGACUGGGAGGUUGAAUCCUCGCGGAUGGGAAUGGUUUACAGCCAAGCCUUUGUGGUGAUUUGUGGUGCUUCGUCUUCGAAUCCUCAGACACCCUUCCUGGGCCCUCGUGAGCCAGAGUGGCUGCCAAAGCGAUUCAACCUCCAGAUUGAAGACGGCCAGAGCUUGCCUAUCAUAGCUCGGCAACGCCACUUGCUCGCCGCCCCUCUAGAACAGGGUCUACUCGAGCCCCCAUACACAGGCGCUUGGGCAACCCUAAAGCGUGUCGGCCCGCUCGAGGAUCAACUGCCACCUUACCCGUUACUUCUUCCUGGCACACUUGGCGAAGAACCACCGGACGCAGAUAAAUGGCGCAUGACUGUGAAAGCCUACACCCAACGUCAACUAACGUUCGCCUCUGACAAGCUACCCGCCAUUGCCGGCGCAGCUAGCAAGACGCCGCAGGCUCAAAGGACGAAGUAUCUGGCUGGUUUGUGGCAAGAAAGCCUUCUACUCGACCUGCUUUGGCAAGUCAUGCCGGGAGCCACGCACAAGGCACUCACUUACCCAGACGAAUCUGGCCGGGUUGUUCCCUCUUGGUCCUGGGCUUCGAUGGACAGAGGCGUUACCUGGAACCCUCUUCAAAGACCUGAGCUCCUUUCCGAACUGGUCACUACGCAUGUCGAUGUGGACGGCCAAAAUCCGUACGGCGCGGUGGCUGGAGGGAAACUCAUCAUACGCGGCCAUGUGAAGCAAUGCUUCGUGGAAACCUCGCGGCACAAAAACGAGCAAUGGGUCUAUUAUCGCAAUCCACAAAAGAAUACGACAAGCAAGAAGCUGCAUUUUCGUGCGGAUGGACAACUGAUGCCCCAGGUCGCUCCGUCAGCAUCAUCCAAUAUUGCAUGCAUCCGUCGAGCAAGAGGAGAAGAGUGGGAAGAUGAAGUGCAUGGACAAGGUGUCUUUCUUUGCAUUGGACGUACCCCUUGGAUGAACUACAAUUAUGUCGGACUCGUCCUCAGCUGGUCUUCUUCACCUAAUUCCCCGGGAUGUAUGGAGAGAAUUGGCAAUAUCACCAAUGUUCCAAGUGAUUGGUACGAUAGUGGCGAAUGGGUCACCGUCACCAUUGUAUAG